GAGAGCGUGCGGGCGAGGGAGGGAGUCGGCUCCGGAGGGCGAGGGCGAGCGCGAGCGCAGGCGGCUGCCCGCGGAGAGGAGGGAGCCGGGCGAGGACCAGGCGGGAGCCGGCGGGGCGCAGGCAAGGCGGGGACCCGGCGCGCGCACUUUCCCGCAAAGUGCCAACUACCCGGGAGAGAGUUCCGGGCGCUCACCUUCUGGGCGCGGGGGAAAGUCAGCGAGAAUUUGAGAUUUUAGGGAAGAAGGUCCGAUUCUCCCCGUCCCCUUUCCCCUGUUACUCAUCCCCAUUAAAAAGAAAAACAGGAAUAACAGCAGACUUGCUCUAGUCCCGUCUGUCCCCCCACUCCUGGCACCAUGAAGGCGGCCGUCGAUCUCAAGCCGACUCUCACAAUCAUCAAGACAGAAAAGGUGGAUCUGGAGCUUUUCCCCUCCCCGGAUAUGGAAUGUGCAGAUGUUCCACUCUUAACUCCAAGCAGCAAAGAAAUGAUGUCUCAAGCCUUGAAAGCUACUUUCAGUGGUUUCUCUAAAGAGCAGCAACGCCUGGGAAUUCCAAAAGACCCCCGGCAGUGGACAGAGACCCAUGUUCGGGACUGGGUGAUGUGGGCCGUCAAUGAGUUCAGCCUGAAGGGUGUGGACUUCCAGAAGUUCUGUAUGAAUGGGGCAGCCCUCUGCGCGCUGGGGAAAGACUGCUUUCUUGAGCUGGCCCCAGACUUCGUUGGAGACAUCUUGUGGGAGCAUCUGGAGAUCUUGCAGAAAGAGGAUGUGAAGCCCUACCAAGUUAAUGGAGUCAACCCUCCCUACCCAGAGUCCCGCUAUACCUCGGAUUACUUCAUUAGCUACGGUAUCGAGCAUGCCCAGUGCGUCCCUCCCUCGGAGUUCUCCGAGCCCAGCUUCAUCACAGAGUCCUACCAGACCCUCCAUCCCAUCAGCUCGGAGGAGCUCCUCUCCCUGAAGUAUGAGAACGACUACCCCUCGGUCAUCCUCCGGGACCCUCUGCAGACGGACACCUUGCAAACUGACUACUUUGCCAUCAAACAAGAAGUGGUGACCCCAGACAACAUGUGCAUGGGGAGGACCAGUCGUGGUAAGCUCGGGGGCCAGGACUCCUUUGAGAGCAUAGAGAGCUACGAUAGUUGCGACCGCCUCACCCAGUCCUGGAGCAGCCAGUCAUCCUUCAACAGCCUGCAGCGCGUCCCCUCCUACGACAGCUUCGACUCAGAGGACUAUCCAGCCGCCCUGCCCAACCACAAGCCCAAGGGCACCUUCAAGGACUAUGUGCGUGACCGUGCUGACCUCAACAAGGACAAGCCCGUCAUCCCUGCUGCGGCCCUGGCUGGCUACACAGGCAGCGGACCAAUCCAGCUGUGGCAGUUUCUUCUGGAAUUACUCACCGAUAAGUCCUGUCAGUCUUUUAUCAGCUGGACAGGAGAUGGCUGGGAAUUCAAGCUUUCUGACCCAGACGAGGUGGCCAGGAGAUGGGGAAAAAGGAAAAACAAACCUAAGAUGAAUUACGAGAAACUGAGCCGUGGCCUUCGCUACUAUUAUGACAAAAACAUCAUCCACAAGACGGCGGGUAAACGCUACGUGUACCGUUUUGUGUGUGACCUGCAGAGCCUCCUGGGGUACACGCCCGAGGAGCUCCACGCCAUGCUCGACGUCAAGCCUGACGCCGACGAGUGAUGGACACCCAGGGGCCGGGGAAAACUCCGCUGAGACAUUUCAGAGAACAACCACGUCGGUCGGACUCUUAAUUUUUAAUUGUUAUUCUAUUUUCAAUUUUCCAGAACUCAUUUUUUACAUUCAGGGGUGGGAGCUAAGUGAGCUGCAGCUAUAAUCAAUUGUGUGCCCGUCGGAGGAGCAGAGCCAGGACUUGUGGGGUGGGUGGGAUGAGAAAUUCUGGAGCGGAUUUUCAGGAGAGAGACAAGGGCCUCCUUAGAAGCUUGAAGAUUCUGGCUUAAGGGAGGAAGAGACUAACGUAUCCAAUCAUUUUUAAAAAAUCACCCAUGAAAAGAAAUGUGUGUCCUGAGUUAUGGACCUAUUAGCAAAAGAAAUGGAUGCAUCAGGAGUCACGAGACUAAUAAAAGGCGAUUAAUUUCCUUUUGUUUGUAGGUCUGGGAGGGUGAAAAAGAGGGAGGUGGGAUAAAGCCUUUUGUUUGGGGGAUGCACUAAAAACCAAGGACUAUUUACCUUUUAUUCUACUUCCGAAACAAAGAUGGACUUUAGUGGGGAGGGACCGAAACUGUUUUUGUGUUAAAAUUUAUUCUAUUAAAUUCUGUGCCAGUA
Molecule: messenger RNA, 2283 nt
Organism: Hippopotamus amphibius kiboko
Lineage: Eukaryota; Metazoa; Chordata; Mammalia; Artiodactyla; Hippopotamidae
Gene: ETS1
Product: ETS proto-oncogene 1, transcription factor
Exons: 8
Coding region: 355-1680 (441 amino acids)
Biological process (GO): cell differentiation; regulation of transcription by RNA polymerase II
Cellular component (GO): nucleus
Molecular function (GO): sequence-specific DNA binding; DNA-binding transcription factor activity, RNA polymerase II-specific
Source: RefSeq, a predicted model, not a curated record